Messenger RNA from Galendromus occidentalis (western predatory mite), 453 nucleotides. RefSeq lists its product as uncharacterized. NCBI's taxonomy places the organism in Eukaryota, Metazoa, Arthropoda, Arachnida, Mesostigmata, Phytoseiidae. The coding region runs from base 1 to 453 and encodes 150 amino acids. The transcript has a single exon. The record is from RefSeq and is a predicted model, not a curated record.
AUGGCUCUUCUGGAAGUCUUACCAGGAGAGUUGAAACCCGUCUACACUUACUUCGAGCUUACGUAUGUGGGUCGCAUACUCAGCGUACGCUUAGAUGGGUCAGUCAUCAGGGACAAUCCGCUCUUCAGCUCCGAUAUGUGGUCGGUCCAUGAGAGGACUCUCAACGGUGAGAGCCGCACCAACAACUUCGCUGAAGCUGCUCAUCGAAAACUCCAGGGGGCUUUCGGCGUCUGUCAUCCCUCCAUCUGGAAGUUCAUCGAUGGUCUCCGGCAUGUGCAGCACAAGGCAGACGCCGAGCUCGAGCGAUACAAUAUAGGAUCUGCGCUGGCUCCAAAAAGACGCAGAUAUCUGAAUACGGACGCCAAUUUGCUCGAGUUGGUCCGUACCGUCGAGAAUCGUGAGCCGGUGGCCUUUCUGCGAGGGAUGGCAAACAAGUUCCUCAUGGACAACUAG